Messenger RNA from Rattus rattus (black rat), 4330 nucleotides. It is a transcript of the gene Hycc2, whose product is annotated as family with sequence similarity 126 member B. The record is from RefSeq and is a predicted model, not a curated record. Gene Ontology annotation, biological process: phosphatidylinositol phosphate biosynthetic process; protein localization to plasma membrane. Gene Ontology annotation, cellular component: plasma membrane. The transcript is spliced from 13 exons. Bases 212 to 1969 code for a protein of 585 amino acids. NCBI's taxonomy places the organism in Eukaryota, Metazoa, Chordata, Mammalia, Rodentia, Muridae.
GAGAAGGCUGGUUGUUAUGCUGCAGUUGGCAGGCUGCUGCGGGAGGCGGUGGCGGUAGGAAGCCUGAGGCUGCGGGGUGACAGAGUUGGAAAAUAUUUAACUCUCAACAAAUGAAUUCCACACUUGAACUCUGCUGUAUUCCUGUGCCACCUCCUCCUUUAGAGAACUGAUCUUAAGACAGAGAUAAAAGAAGACUAGAAGGUAAAGGAAGAUGCUGGGAUCAGAACGAGCUGUUGUAGAAGAAUGGUUAUCAGAAUUCAAGGCAUUACCUGACACUCAGAUUACCAGUUAUGCAGCAACCUUGCACCGGAAAAAAGCCCUUGUGCCAGCUCUCUAUAAAGUUAUUCAAGACUCAAACAAUGAGCUCCUGGAGCCUGUCUGCCACCAACUGUUUGAGCUCUAUCGUAGCUCUGAGGUUCGACUUAAGAGGUUCACACUGCAGUUCCUGCCUGAAUUGAUUUGGGUUUAUUUGCGACUUACAGUUAGUAGAGACAGGCAGAGCAAUGGCUGCAUUGAAGCACUUCUCCUAGGAAUUUAUAAUUUGGAAAUUGCUGAUAAAGAUGGAAACAAUAAAGUGCUGUCUUUCACGAUCCCUUCCUUAUCUAAGCCUUCAAUAUACCAUGAACCCUCUACAAUUGGAUCCAUGGCUUUGACAGAAGGGGCAUUAUGUCAGCAUGACCUCAUCAGGGUUGUUUACAGUGAUCUUCAUCCUCAGAGAGAAACAUUCACUGCACAAAACCGGUUCGAAGUCCUGAGUUUUCUCAUGCUGUGCUAUAAUUCAGCUAUUGUGUAUAUGCCUGCAUCAUCUUACCAAUCUCUUUGUCGAAUGGGUUCAAGGGUUUGUGUGAGUGGGUUUCCACGACAACAUGAGAAACAGUGGAAGGAACUCUGUGGUCGAAUCGUAUUAGAUCCUGAAUUUAUGGUGCAACUUCUCACAGGAGUUUACUAUGCUAUGUAUAAUGGACAGUGGGACCUUGGCCAGGAAGUACUUGAUGACAUCAUUUAUAGAGCUCAGCUAGAACUCUUUUCUCAGCCACUCUUGGUGGCAAAUGCCAUGAAAAACUCAUUACCAUUUGAUGCACCUGAUUCUUCACAAGAAGGCCAGAAAGUACUUAAAGUGGAAGUCACUCCAACAGUGCCGAGAAUUUCUCGGACUGCAAUUACAACAGCUUCAAUCCGUCGUCAUAGAUGGAGAAGAGAAGAUGGCUUUGACUUCUCAAACGAGGCUGACUCGAGUAUUCCUGGCUCCCCGAUCCAACACGGCUCCACUGACCUAGGGAUCAAACGUGUGCAAGAGGGGGAGGUGCUGGUGCGCAGGACCCCUGAGCAUGGCUCGCCGGAGCCCAACUCAGCAGCAGCCACAACAGAGGGUGCUGAGGGUCUAAAUGGAGGAGAGGAGUCCUUAAACAUGAAUGAUGCAGAUGAAGGAUUUUCAUCGGGGGCUUCUCUCAGCAGCCAACCACAUGGGACCAAACCAUCCUCCUCUUCUCAGAGGGGAAGCUUACGGAAAGUAGCAACUGGGCGUUCCGCCAAAGACAAAGAAACAGCAUCAGCCAUCAAGUCCAACGAGAGCCCUCGAGAUUCAGUAGUUGGGAAGCAGUUUCUACAACAAGCAGAUCUCAGCAUAGAUUCAGUUGAGCUGACACCGAUGAAGAAACACUUGAGCCUGCCUGCAGGCCAGGUGGUGCCAAAAACCAAUAGUCUAAGCCUAAUCCGGACAGCCAGUGCUUCCUCAAGUAAAUCUUUUGACUAUGUAAAUGGUGGUCAAGCAAGUACCAGCAUUGGGGUUGGCACUGAGGGAGUUACUAACCUAGCAGCUACAAAUACUAAUAGAUAUUCAACUAUCAGUCUACAAGAAGACCGGCUAGGUCAUGCUGGUGAAGGUAAAGAGCUCCUCAGCCCAGGAGCCCCCUUAACCAAGCAGUCUCGAUCCCCAAGUUUUAAUAUGCAGCUAAUAUCCCAGGUGUAGUUCUGGUGUCCCCUUGUUCUGCUUCCCUUCUACACUGAACAUUUCAUUGUGCAAGACACGUCAUCCCGCAUUGUGAAAAAGAUGUCACUGUCAUCAGAUUUGACUUAGCUUAGGUAUCUCAUACUGUAUUUUGUAUGGAAACAGCAAUAAGGUUUUCCUUUCCUUUCUUUAACCUCUCCACCUAUUCCCUUAAAUGUGUUUGUGAAGCAGUGUAAAAUGUUUGCCUUUCCAUGCCUUCCUUUCUCCUUGGGUGAUGUGCAAUCCAUCGUAGGCUGAUCGGUCCCAUUUCAACACUGUGAGACUGAGGAGAUGUUAGAGGAAAUGGUGUAUAGGAUCCCUAUGAAGUGAUUCUUUGGCUUUUGUUUAAAAACAAAACGGGUUUGUUCACAUAAUCUAUGGAACUAUGAAGAUAACUGGAUCAUAUUUUUUUUCUCUUAACCAGGAGUGCCUCAGAGAUUCUGCUAUGACUUUGGGCUUUCUCUGAGUCUGUGCAAUUUUAUAUUCUUGGGAAGCAUGGGGGAAGGCGGUAGACUACUGCAAUUUUUUUUAUUAAAAUGAGGCUGACUGCCCCCCUUAUUUUAUCCCAAGGACACAAAUAUUUAAUUAUUGAGGCAUUUAAAUCAAUUUGUGACCACCUCCAUUGGAGGGUGUGGCUCUAAGUUGAUUCUAUAAUUGAUAAUGCACUUUCUCAAUGGCUCUAUAGUCAUUAACAACAGGUCUUCCCUCUUCCCACAAGGACUUAAGGACAUUUCCGCCCUUAAAGUUUGAAUUAACAAAUCAGAGACUCAAAGGGGCAUGUUCUAUUUCCUAGGAAUGAUUGAUAUUAUGGUGCUGGGGUUUUGUUGGGGGAAGGGUGUUUGUUUAAUUUGUGUGAGAUUGUAUAUGAGGUAAAGCUAUAAUUGUUUUCUUUCUUCCUUUCCUUUGUGAGUUGGUAAUGACUGAAGUAGAAACUGUACAUCUUCAGGUAAAGAGAGGAAUUUCUCAGUCCACUCUCUGAGAUGUCAGACUAGAGAAACCCUUUCAGCUGCUUCCUAGAUGUACCUAGAUUCAGUCAGAUAUUGGAUACAGAAACCUAAAGUCCUGAGAUUAUAUACUCCAAGGAAAUACAUCAGGGACAGAUAAUUGGUUGAAAACACUGAUGCUUCAAUGUGACACAUUUGUAUAGAACAUUUCUACCAGAAGGUACUGACUUGAUUUCUCCACAAGGACCACACUGCCUUUGUGUUUAUUGCAGUUUGUGUAUCUUCUGAUUAUCUGCAAAGUUUCUCGUUUUUAUAAAACUUUGAAAUCAUGCCAGUAAACUAGAUGUUGAAUGUAAAUGAGUAGCAUUUGGUAACUGCUAAGAGGCUACAAAAAUGCAUUAUUAGUUUAAAGGCUCUUUGGUUGGAUAAGACUUUCUUAUAAUCUCUUCUGGGUCUCAGGCUUUGUUUGAAAAAGAAGGGAAUAUAUUAGAAUUUUAAAAAUCAGUAUUGUGACUUCAAUUGCUAUGAAUUACCCAUCUCAAAAACAUCAGUUACACACACUCUCUUACAUGUAGACAUUUUAUGGUAUUGUGAAUGGAAAUUAUACUGCCUUUAUAGGAAGCAAGUGUUCUCCUAAUUGAUAAAGUUGUUUUAUCUCUAUUUACCAUAAAGUUUGAUAAAUAACCAGGAAAACGACUCUCAUUUUUUUUUUCACACAUAAGCCACCAUUUUUGGAAGAGUAGUCUGUCUGUCUAUUAGUUUAGGGAGCAUUGUGUUAGUAUAACCUUUAAUUAGAUUUGAUAGUUUAUAACAUUUUUCAGCUCCCAGCAAAUAGAGAACUAGAACCUCAGCUAUUAUCCACAUCAUUGCCAAAGUUUGGAGUAAAGCUGAAAGCUGAUAUGUGAUCUAUUGAUUGAUUAUAAUAUGCAUAUGACAUUUCUAUUUAUCACAGACAUAUUUUAGCCCUAUUUCUACUAAUUUAAGUAAUUAAGAGAUACCAAGUAAACUAAAAAAAAAAAACAGAGUUGUAAAACAGUAAAAAAAAAUAGUGAAAAUGUUUUUGUAACCUACUAAACGGAGAAGCUUUCUAGUGCAUAAAGGAAGGUAUCAGUCUUAUACAGCAAAACAUGCCUACUUUAUGCUGGAGGUCGCUGGGCUCAAGUGCACACAGAUUGACAUUUAAACCAAGCAUUUUAGAUAAAGCACAAAAGAAUACCAAACAAUUUGAAAGUAUAGCAUAAACUGUUGUAAGUAUAAGAAAACAUCCUUUGAUUAGAACUGUUAUAACUGAAGGGUUGGUUUUAAGAUAUUUUUCAGAAUCAGGAAUGAUGGCACACACCUUUAAUCCCAGCACUCCAAAGGCAGAGGCAGGAGGAUCUCUGAGUUCAAGGCUGGCCUG